Messenger RNA from Notolabrus celidotus (New Zealand spotty), 2158 nucleotides. RefSeq names its product protein phosphatase 1, catalytic subunit, alpha isozyme b (gene ppp1cab). The transcript has 7 exons. Lineage: Eukaryota; Metazoa; Chordata; Actinopteri; Labriformes; Labridae. The record is from RefSeq and is a predicted model, not a curated record. Gene Ontology annotation, molecular function: protein serine/threonine phosphatase activity. The coding region runs from base 389 to 1366 and encodes 325 amino acids. Gene Ontology annotation, cellular component: cytoplasm; nucleus.
ACCAAUAGGAGCGCGGGAACGGCCGGACCUCUUCCGUUCAACCUCGCUUUGAGCUCAUCGAGCCUCUUUUUGUCGAUGGCAUGGUGCUAACUGCUACGGCAGAAAUACCGUUGUCACGAGAAAAUACGACUUCUAAUGCUGAAUUGAGAAAUUUUACUUAGAACUGUUGACUUUGGUGGAUUUUUUUUAGGUACAUGACAGCCACCACACCUUUAACAAGUCAGCAUCCAGCCUCAUUUUUUGAGGUUGUUAUUUCUGCCCCAAGGUUAGCUAGUUAGCCGAUUAACGCUAAACUAGUUGAGCUAACGGUAACUCGUCUCCAGUUUAACAAUAACUGCGUUUUAAAUUCAUAGGGAUUAAAAGGAAGUGAACUAAAUAGAGGAAUAGCAUGGCAGAAGCCGAUAAGUUGAACAUCGACUCCAUUAUACAACGUCUGCUGGAAGUGAAAGGCUCCAGACCGGGCAAAAAUGUUCAGCUGACAGAGAAUGAAAUCCGUGGCCUCUGCCUCAAAUCCCGAGAGAUCUUCCUCAGCCAGCCAAUCCUGCUCGAACUUGAGGCGCCCCUCAAGAUUUGUGGUGAUGUUCAUGGGCAAUACUAUGAUCUGCUGAGGCUCUUUGAGUAUGGGGGCUUCCCGCCAGAGAGCAACUACCUGUUCCUGGGGGACUAUGUGGACAGGGGCAAGCAGUCCCUGGAGACCAUCUGCCUGUUGCUGGCGUACAAGAUCAAAUACCCAGAAAACUUCUUUCUGCUGAGAGGAAACCAUGAGUGUGCCUCCAUUAACAGAAUAUAUGGCUUCUACGAUGAGUGUAAGAGGCGAUACAACAUUAAGCUGUGGAAGACCUUCACAGACUGUUUCAACUGUUUGCCUGUUGCAGCCAUUGUUGAUGAGAAGAUCUUCUGUUGCCAUGGAGGCCUAUCCCCCGACCUCCAGUCUAUGGAGCAGGUGCGAAGGGUCAUGCGCCCCACGGAUGUGCCUGACCAGGGCCUUCUCUGUGACCUGCUGUGGGCCGACCCGGACAAAGAUGUGCUGGGCUGGGGCGAGAACGACCGUGGUGUCUCCUUCACUUUUGGUGCCGACGUGGUCACAAAGUUCCUGCACAAACAUGACAUGGACCUGAUUUGUCGGGCCCAUCAGGUGGUGGAGGAUGGAUAUGAGUUCUUUGCAAAGAGGCAGCUGGUGACGCUGUUCUCUGCCCCAAACUACUGCGGGGAGUUUGACAAUGCCGGCGCCAUGAUGAGCGUAGAUGAGACCCUCAUGUGCUCAUUCCAGAUUCUCAAACCUGCAGACAAGAAGCUGUUCUAUGGUGGUGGUGGGGGGGCGGGCUCAGGCCGCCCGGUCACUCCCCCAAGGAAAGCUAAGAAAUGACAACCGUAGUUUGCCCUUGACCUCCAACCCAUCCCUCCUGCCCUCUCUACCUCUCUUCUCCUUUCUUUCACCAAACAGCCAGAAAUCAAACCUAUACCCAGGGCUUUUUUCCUUUUUUAUCUGUACUUCUUAAACAUUUAAUGUUACGAAUUGUCUGAGUGAGUGCGUGGAUGUGUGUGCGCAGAUGACAUGUCUCAUCUGCAGGUGAGCAUUAAGAUCAUGUGUGCACGUGUACAUUUUGUGUGGGAGUAUUAGAGAUUUAUACUUUCCCCUCUCUCUUACCACUCUUCCCGUGGAAAGGUUGAAACCACAGUGUCUGUCUGUACAGUAAUUUUGACUGAAAAGCAGGGGCUAGGAGACAGUGAGAGAUGCUGUGAUGACAGAUUUAGCAGCAAAGCCCUGCCAGCAGGUGAUGUGUGUGUGUGUACUUGUGGAGGGGGGAAGUAUUUUGUUUUCCCUGUCCUCUGUACUGUAAAAUCUCCAACACAGGUGUGUAUGGGUGUGUGUGUGUGUGUGUUUAUGUGCUUGCAGUGUUUUGCUGGGGGCAUGGCGUCUCUCCUUGAACAGGGAGGAGUAUGUCACCUUGUCUCACAUGAGCAAGCACCUGCUUAUCCACACACACACACACACAUACACACACUUACACACGUAUGACUCUUCAGAUUCAUAUGAGCCAGAGCUGUAAAAACCCCAUACAGUUUAGGUUUGUACAGAUUUGAUUACUUGAAAGAGAUUUUUUGUGAAUUCGUUUUGUAGUCUUUCAUCAAGUUGACCAAUAAAGCGAGAAUCUGA